Danio rerio (zebrafish) is the source of this 3091-nucleotide messenger RNA. NCBI's taxonomy places the organism in Eukaryota, Metazoa, Chordata, Actinopteri, Cypriniformes, Danionidae. The record is from RefSeq and is a predicted model, not a curated record.
CUACCUGCCCAUAUAAGUGGAAAGCAUGAAGCCCCGAACCAAAUUUCUGCUUCUGUCUUCUGGAUCUUCUUCCUUCACUUCUCACUCAGAGAGAGAGAAAAGCAGAGGCAGAGACAGAGAGAGAGAGAGAGAGAGAGGACAUGGCUGGGCCUCUCCUCUCUGCCUGCUUGUUUGUACUGGUGGAGCAUUUGUGCCUGCUACAUCAUAUCCAUGCGGGGGCAUUUUAUGGACACAAACCAUUGCCUCAAAAGCGCCAGCCUCUGCCACAGUUACCUCUUCUACCACAUGGCAAUGAAGGAAUAACACAACACCAUUACCAUGGAAAGGAAAUCCCUCAACUUCCCUUUGGAAAUGAGAUGCCUUUGCUUCCACAGUAUGGGAAGGAACGUCCACAGUUUCCCAUGCAUAUGGGCAUACCGAUUGCAAGAAAAGGUGAAACAGUUCCAAGAGGACAGAAAGGUCCUCCUGGAGAGCCCGGUCCGAUAGGGCUUCAAGGGCCUCGGGGCCCUCCGGGACUUCCUGGUCAUGGUAUCCCAGGGCCUACAGGUAAACCUGGUCCUCAGGGCCCACCAGGCCUUCCUGGAAUUGGAAAGCCAGGUAUGGCAGGUUUGCCCGGAAAACCAGGAGGUAUAGGUUUACCAGGGCCAAAGGGUGAGUUAGGACCAAUUGGUGGUGAAGGACCAAUAGGACUACCAGGACCUCCAGGUCUUCCGGGGCCACAUGGCUUGCCAGGUGUGGCGAAACCAGGGGGACAAGGACUCCCUGGACAACCUGGCCCUCGGGGUGAACCUGGACAAAAGGGCUUCCCUGGCAUCCCUGGCCUCCAAGGGCCAAAAGGUGAGAAUGGUUUUGGUCUCCCAGGAUUGCCAGGCGUAAAGGGACUUCCAGGAUUGCCUGGACCACCAGGACAAGUUGGACUACCAGGAAUUGGCAAACCAGGACUGAAUGGACUACCUGGGGUUCCUGGGGGGCAAGGUAAACCUGGUGCACCUGGAGAACCAGGGCUAGCUGGAGUACCUGGGGAGAGAGGACAAAUUGGACCACCGGGAUUGCCAGGCUUUGGCAAACCAGGUUUAGAUGGCUUACCAGGGAAACCAGGUCUACCAGGUGGAAGGGGCGAGCCAGGUCAAACGGGUUUAACUGGGGGUCCAGGCUUGCCUGGAUUUGGCAAGCCUGGUUAUCCUGGCCCUAAAGGUGAAAAAGGGCAUGGUGGAUUGCCUGGGCCAAUAGGCCCAAAAGGUGAAAAAGGUCAUGGUGGUCUACCUGGAAUGAUUGGACUGCAAGGGCCAAGUGGCCUCCCAGGUCCUCCAGGUCUUAUGGGACCCCCUGGAGGCAUUGGAUUUCCUGGUCCAAAAGGAGAAGGUGGUGCAGUGGGACCAAAAGGACUAUUGGGUCCAAAAGGUGAACCAGGACCUCAAGGUCUUCCUGGCAAGCCAGGAUUCCCAGGAGAAUUGGGGCAACCAGGACCUAGAGGUUUAACUGGUCCCUUAGGACCAAAAGGUGAAAGUGGACACAAAGGCUUACCCGGGCUGCCUGGAGUGCCUGGAAAGCCUGGUACAAAAGGAGAACUUGGAUUUCCAGGUGAGAAAGGUCAUCCAGGGCCUAUGGGAAUACCAGGAUUAAUAGGUCCAGCAGGACCAAUAGGCCCUCCUGGUCUACCUGGUCCAAAAGGAGAAUAUGGACCACCAGGAAAACCUGGAAUCCCAGGUGAAGGAAAACCAGGAUUUCCAGGCCCAACAGGUCCUGCUGGUAUACCUGGACCGAGUGGGCCCCAUGGUCCGCCUGGAAUACCUGGUCCUCCUGGCCCACCUGGGCUACCUGGACCUCGUGCUCAAGCUUCAUUUUUUGGGCAAAUACUUCCUGAGACAGGUCCUGGGCUUGAUGGGGAAAAAGGUGGUUAUAAGAAAGAAAAGCCUGGAGGAGCUAUUAUUGGUAGGCAUGGCCUAGAAAUGCCUGCAUUUACAGCUCAGCUGACAACCCCAUUUCCCCAAGUUGGACAACCUGUUGUCUUCAACAAAAUUUUGCAUAAUGGAAACCAAAAUUACAACUUGCAAACUGGCAUCUUCACAUGCAAAAUACCUGGAAUUUACUACUUUGUCUACCAUGUUAAUUGCAAAGGAAACAAUGUAUGGGUGGGUUUAUACAGAAACAAUGAGCCAGUUAUGUAUACAUAUGAUGAAUACAAGAAAAGUUACCUGGAUCAGGCAUCAGGGAGUGCUGUACUGCCCUUAAACUUUGGAGACACUGUUCACGUUCAGUUACCAUCAGAGCAAGCAGCAGGACUUUAUGCUGGUCCUUACGUCCACUCAUCAUUCUCUGGGUAUUUGUUAUAUCCUAUGUGAAUAUGUGAAAAAAUGCAUAAACAAUCACAUGUUUUUACAUGUUUCUAGUACCACAAAGGCAAUGGUUCUUAGUAGAAAAUAAGACAAUGCUAAAUAUAUGAUUACACGUACACAUAAUUUGAAAACCAUUUCACAGUAACUUUAGGUAUUUGUUCAACCAUAUGGUAAGCACUUUGUUAUCACAUUAUUUAUUUGCAUAUGACAGUAUAAUGAUUGUAAUUGACAUUGACUGCACAUCAGUGUAAUAUGAUGUGAUAUUGCCAUAAUAAGGAAUGUUCACAUUGUUGGAUAUGCACUAUUUUUCUGCUGUCUUAGUUUUUCUUUUAACCAUCUCAAUAAAUUUCAGGAAAGUAUGUGAGCACAUGCAAACAGGUUAUCUCAUUAACUAACAGCAUAAGUAAAAUACAUAUCUAAAAACUUCCUGAAACUUUCAUUUACAAAAGCUUAUUUAAAACCCAAUUUAUCAAAAUAUAACUCAGUUGUAUUGUUUGUCAGUGAGUUCAUUUUCAGUUUUAAAUGUGUAUAUGGCCACAUAAACACUCAAACAGUCCUAGGUAAAUGUCUGUAAUUUAUUUUAAUUUUUACUACUGAAUGAAUAAAUUUGUAUAUGCGCACAGAGACAGUGGAGCACACAACAGAGGGAGUUUAUUCUUUGUUCAUUUCUAUGUUAUUGUGGUGCUAAACUGUCAAACAAAUAUUAAUUAAAAUUUUAUGUCAGUUUUUUUUUUUAAUAAAAUGUAUUUACUGAA